AAAAAUGAACGCAGCCAGCGUAUUUUCUGAACGCGCCUUAUAAAAACUGCUGAAAACAAACAUCGGGCAGUACGCAGUGUUCUCAGUUUUGGCUCUCUUACAGUACGCUGAAGAGAUGGAAAAGAUGCGGACAAAAACAGCAAGUUCAUACAGUUAGAACUCGCUACUGUUGUGCGCAUCCACUCCACCGCUUUAGCAUGCUGUAAGAAAGUUAAAACUGAGAACCUGCCAGUACGUUAUUAUCGCGUCCUAAUGUUUCAUACGUCUUUUGUCUCGGUUUCUUGUCGUCUCGUCUCAUCGAGAAACCGACAACCGGCAAUCAUCUUAUGAUCUCGUCUACUUUUAUACUUCUAAAUAAAGUUUUUUCGUGUGCAUUUGUUGCAGUAGAAUACGAGAUAAUACAAAGUAUUUCAAAGAAAUUAUUCGCCAGCAAAGUUUCUUUAAAACUCAAUUGUGGCAGAUGGCAGACGAUUUAACACGUUCGUCGCCGCGUCACCCAGAUCUGGGUGACGGGUAUACUUCCGAAACUCAGCCGAAUCGCGCUGGGCGACGAACGUGUUAAGAGAAGUAAAAAAUGUUAUAAUGACUAAUAAUUUGAUGCAAAAUCAAGACAAUGAUCAGCAACAAAAUAGAAGAUNGAUUUAUUCUUCUUUUGAGCUAUCAUUGAGAACAGUGAAAGAUAUUGAAGAAGCUGUGGAACAAUUUUUAGAAAUUGAAGAUAACUUUAAAUGUUCGAUUACAGAAACAUGUAGAGUAGGAGGCACAUCUCCUUAUAAUUUUAUACAACAAAAUUUGUGCCACUUGGUUAGCAAUGAACUUGCACAACAAUACAACUGGAUAGGUGCAAAACAAAAAAGAAAAUUUUGUAAUCUUCGAAUUGCUAAUAUGUUAGUAGGUCCUUUUUUGGAAAACAAAUGGACGUCCGCAGUUGUCAAAAACAGAUGUCCAUAAGACAUCCAAUGGACGCCCACUGGAUUUUAU
Messenger RNA from Pseudomyrmex gracilis, 981 nucleotides. RefSeq lists its product as uncharacterized. NCBI's taxonomy places the organism in Eukaryota, Metazoa, Arthropoda, Insecta, Hymenoptera, Formicidae. The transcript has 4 exons. The record is from RefSeq and is a predicted model, not a curated record. Bases 583 to 951 code for a protein of 122 amino acids.